Lonchura striata (white-rumped munia) is the source of this 4954-nucleotide messenger RNA. NCBI's taxonomy places the organism in Eukaryota, Metazoa, Chordata, Aves, Passeriformes, Estrildidae. The record is from RefSeq and is a predicted model, not a curated record.
UUUGUGUUGUGUGUGUUAUUUUGUCAGAAAUAGUCGAGUAUUGAAUAUUUCGUGUCUUGAAAAUUACCAGUGUUUCUGUGUAUGAUGAGCUCUAAGUAUGGUUGUGUUUUGCUGUCUUAAGGUUAUUAUUAUGGUAUAAUUUUUACUUUUGUUGUUUAUGGAGAUUUUGGUUGGGUUUUUUCUUAUUAUUCUUGCUUUCAGUCUUGGAAGUCUCUAUGCAACAUCCCAGUAUUUUUGGAUCAUACAGUUUGCAUAGCUCCCAGUUUUUUCAUAUUGGAUGUACUUCAGCUUUUUCAUUUAGUACCUAAAAUCUGCUGUGUAUAGAUGACAUUUACAGGUGUUUUUCUCAUUGGGAAAUGAGAGGAUUCUGACCUGUUUUGCUGGCUCAGGCCACAGGCAUGUUGAGGUCAACUGUAGUGUUUGUGUAAAUGUUUUACUAGCUUGAUCUCAAGUUAACUUUCAACUUCUUGAAAUUCAUGCUGUGUAGUUAUAUAAGCAUGUUUCCCUGCUUGUAUUGAGUAAUGAUAAACUCAAAUUUGUAUAAAACAACUUGAUUGGUAUUUGAUGUGCCUUCAUGACCCUAUGACUUGCCUGAUCCAUAGUCUGCUCCUGUUAGCCCACAGCGAAGGUGAAGAAGUGCAGGCACACUGUCUCUUGCCGUGGUGCUUUGAAGGUGGUUUUCAUUAGGAAUCCCUGGAGUGGAAUAGCUGCUGCUUCCAUCCUGCUUCAGGACCUUCUGCAGCCCUGUGGUUGACACAUGCUUGACAGCCUCCAGAGGUCCUGGCAAGAUGGCAUCUUCCAGACUUCCCAUCUUUAUAGCAUUGGCAUUUUCCUCUUUGCCCUUUGUUCUUUCACAUUCAAACAGGGAAAUGUGGUUUCAGGAUUUCUUUCCACCUAAUAUGUGUCCUAUAAAUGCCAAAGCAAACACAUUUUAUGGCAUCAUGUUUGACGCAGGAAGCACUGGAACCCGCAUUCAUAUUUAUACUUUUGUGCAGAAGAGCCCAGAAAACCUUCCAGAGGUGGAAGGGGAAAUCUUUGAGUCUGUGAAGCCAGGUCUGUCUGCAUAUGCUGAUCAGCCUGAAAAGGGUGCUGAAACUGUCAAAGCGUUACUGGACAUGGCUGUAGAUGCUGUGCCACCUCAUCUCUGGAAAAAGACCCCAGUAGUGUUAAAAGCCACGGCUGGACUUCGCUUGCUGUCAGAGGAGAAAGCUCAGGCUCUGCUUUCAGAGGUGAAAGAAGUCUUUGAAGAAUCACCAUUCCUUGUUCCAGAGGACAGUGUUGGUAUCAUGGACGGAUCUCAUGAAGGAAUUUUAGCCUGGAUCACUGUGAACUUUUUGACAGGGCAGCUGUCUGGCCAGAACCAGCAAACUGUUGGGAUUCUGGACUUGGGAGGAGCCUCAACCCAAAUCACAUUCCUGCCACGGUUUGAGGAAACUCUGAAGGAAACCCCUGAGGAUUUUCUUACCUCAUUUGAAAUGUUUAAUAGCACAUACAAGCUCUAUACCCACAGCUAUUUGGGGUUUGGACUAAAAGCUGCAAGACUGGCAACGCUUGGAGCUUUGAAUAUGGAAGUUGUGGAUGGGCAAAUGUUCCGCAGUUCUUGUUUGCCUAAGCAGUUGGAAGCAGAGUGGCACUUUGGGGGAGUCAAAUAUCAGUAUGGUGGCAACAAAGAAGGAGAAACAGGAUUCAAGCCUUGCUACUUGGAAGUACUCAAGGUUGUCAAAGGGAAACUUCACCAACCAGAUGAGAUUCGUAGAAGUUCCUUCUAUGCUUUCUCCUAUUACUAUGAUCGAGCGGCUGACACCAACCUAAUCGAUUAUGAACGCGGAGGUGUUUUGGAAGUGAGAAAUUUUGAGAGAAAAGCCAAAGAAGUCUGUGAUAACAUGGAGAGGUACAGCUCAGCCAGUCCUUUCCUCUGCAUGGAUCUCACUUACAUCACUGCUUUAUUAAAGGAAGGUUUUGGAUUUAGGGACAACACAGUCUUAAAGUUGACAAAGAAAGUAAACAACAUAGAGACAAGCUGGACUUUGGGUGCUACCUUUUACCUGCUGCAGUCUCUGGGGAUGACUUACUGACCUGUGAUACUGCUAUGGACUUUAGCAUUUCUGAAAAUGCUGAGAAAGUAAAUUGCACUCUCCAGGUACGUUGUUCAGCUGGGACUGGUCACAGAGCAGAACAUGGACCAAAGACACAUGACAGCUCUUUAUGCUGGAUUGGCAUUGUGCCUAAUGAGAGUAUGAUUUAUAACUGUGAUUGCCAUAAAUGAUCCAGAAUCUGCCUUAAGAAAGUCAAAAGGUCUAAACUCCAGUGGAGAAUAUGCAAGGGGCUCAAAAACCAGCUUUCACCAGCAAGUUUGUUAGAAGCACAGAGUUCCUGGAUGUGGUGGCAGACUACAGACACGUGACUUUCCCUACCCCCUUCUAUUUUAAACAUACAUAACUUAAGUUUGCUUGUGAGAUGUUAAAUACAGAAAUUAGAAAUAGCAUCAACAGUGAUGCAGAGAAUAGUGAACAGCUCUGGAUGCUGCCAACCUCAGUGUUCCAAGAAUCCAGCUGCUAGCUUAGCAAAUACAUGGCAAGAAUAUUCCAGUCUUUCAAGAAGGGCCUGCUGUAAGUCCACUUUGGGCAUGGUUUUGGGAAAGGUGUUGGCUAAAACAUAGCAAUUUACCAAUUACUGUUUUUAGGCAGUAGGCACUUCCUAAGCAGAAUGUGCGCCUGUGUUUCAGUUUUGCUGCCCUUUACAAGUCUGUGCAGCUACACCAUACAUCCAACUACCAGACUUGAUAAAUUUAUUCAUUUGGCAUGUAGUCAUAACACAUAGUUGUGCUGGCACAACGAGGCAGCAGUGCCAGCUAUUGAAACUCAACUGCCAGAAGAAGAGCUUGUCACAUUCCACCCACAAGGAGAUUGCAGUCAGAUGAAAUGGCUGCUCUGACAGCUCACUUAGCUGUGAGAGCCAGUUCUGUUUCUCUGCUCUCAGCAAGGCAUACCCACAGCCUUCUUCCCUCUGCUGCUGGUGCUCCUGGGAUUCUUGUGUGAACUGAUUCAGGACACCUGACCUGAGGUGGUGCUCACCCAAGAGUCAAGUCUAGUGUUAUCCCAAGGACAGCAGUCCCUUUUGCUGGAGUGAGCUCUAAGAUGUGGUCUCAUCCCCAUCCAUUGCCCUAAGUAAAAACAGCUGUAGAGACUUUUUCCACCCCAUUAAAUAAUUGGCAGCUUGCUACUGUCUUCACUUCUUCAAGGAAUGUGUGAGGUAAGGGUGAGUUUACCCCAUCACAAUGAAGAGGUAUUACUCAUGUGACUAAGGGAAACUUAUCUACUGAUGUCUUGUCAUGAACAUUUCCCUGUUGGGCAGUUGCAGUUACCCAACUGUCCCAGUUGCAAUUGCUCUAAAACAACUUUCCCACUUCUGUCAAACCAAAGACUGCCUUUAUGCUGCCUUCUCUGCAAACUGGAUUUGAAAAUAAUUGGUAAUUCCCAGCAAGGGAAUGAAGUAGUACACUCAUGUCUUCAAUGGUCUUGCCAAACAGUUUGGAGACUUAAAGAUUUGCCUUACUGUGAACAUUAGUCCUUUUCCUCUAGUUAGCAGUGCAAGUUUGCCUAUGGUUGAUUAAGCCACCGCUUCUCAUAUCUCAGGUUUUACAGCACGAAGGGUGCAAGGCGUGCUUUUGAUUGAACAAGUUCAAUCAGCAACAAGAAGCCAAGGGUUAGGGAUGCAGCCCUCCAUACUUAUCUCAUCACUGACACUUUGUCAUAAAUUCAGGCUGCUUUUCUGAAACAGAAAAUGCUCCUCCUACACGUGUAAUCCUUACCAGAAUCUGUUUGAGAUCCACAUUGAGAAAUUCACACCAAAGUUCUGUUCCUUCCUCUCUAGAAGUUUGUUUGAACAUGAAGAAAGUAAUCGUGGCCUCUUCUCAAUGAUAAACAUUUCUUAUUCCUCUUCCUACUGUUGGCAAAACUUUGAUAUAUGGUUUGGUCUACAGAACAAGGUGACUGCAAAUGUAUUCAUUUUGUCUUCAGUGAACACUUCUGUAUUCUCAAAAAACAAAAGUAGGAUGCAGUGGUUAACUGGCCAGGCUGCAUUAUCCUGAGAACAAGCUAAUUUAAUCAUCUAGAAAUCCUCUUUCAGCUGGCAGCAGUGAGGCUGGGUUUUGAAGGUGGGAUGCGCCUAAGGGAGAAGCAGUAGCAUUAUCUGCCCCCUGAACAGACACAAGCCCUGAGGAGGGCUCAGGGGUUGGGUUUUGUCUGAAGCAAGGAGGGGCUAGAAGAAGGGUACCAUGCAGAGGAAGUUGUUUUUUCUGCAUUCUUCUCCUCAGACUCUGGUACUACAAAUGCUAGGGGGGCGCAUCUGCUUCUCAGUACCAAAGUUGCAUUUAAUCUGAAUGCUCAGGGCCUUCAUUUGUCAGUGGCACAAUUCAUUAACUGAAGCAGAACUUCUGCUCUCUGUUACUGGCAUGAUCCUUCAGUUAUGGGAGAAACAAGAACUCUGUUAAAAGGCUUAUUUUUGCAAGAAACUGCGGAAUUGAGCCCCUGCUGUUUACAUCUGAACCCAAGAGGGUGAGGGAAUCUGGCCAACCCAGUCAAGUCCUCACACUUACCCUAGUGCAAUGAGAUUAUUUAUUAGCUAAAUUAAAGAAUAAGCAGCCUUUUAAGAGAACAGCUCUACUUGCAGCCCUGAUUUUUAUCUCCUCCUUUGUAAUGUCCUUGAGCCAGCCACUAACAAGAACUGUCUAAUAUGAGUGACUGCAGAAGCACAAGUAAUGGCUUUCACUUCAAAACUUACAUUUCAUUCUUUCUGAUACUGGUCACCCAUAUGUAUAAAUCUUUCCCAUGGGCAGUGCUUAGUUUAAUUUUGAGUGGCAAAUGUCUAAUGCAAAAGGCUGGUGUUUGGAACUGAAGACAGAGUAUCUUGAAUUGUCUAUUUUAGUAAUUAAAGCAUUUUUAACAAUAUUCAA